AUGGCGCCCAAGCCCUCCAAGGUCACCCUGAACCUCACCCACCUACCCAACAAACGCGAGGUGAAGGCCCAAUGGCCGCGCUCGCCUUCCCGCGUUGAUCCCAACAACCCUCCGUGGCCUGCGUACCGCGGUUAUCACGAGUACUCUUUUGCUUACGAGACCAUGGGCAAGCGCCUCCCCACCAUUCUCGGCAAGGCGAUCCAAGAUACCAUCCAGACAUUGAACGAGCAGUCCGCAGAAGAUCGGGUCGUCGACCUCGUAGAGUGCAUCGAUCGCAUGGACGAACUCAUGACGGACCUAUCUGGCAAUGCCAAGCUUCGCCCUAUCGUUGAUGACGGCGAAGGCGAUAUUCCUUUGUGGAACAAGGAAAUCGCCAAGUUCUUUCAAGGGAAGGAUUUCAUGAACGCACCGUGGUUGUUCGCGGAAGCAUACAAGUACCGCCGACUUCAUGAAUGCUUCAGCAUCAGUAAAUAUUGGAAGGAUUACGACGUCUUCUACCGUCAGAAGUGCGAUACGUUUUCCCGAUCGUCCGAUGCCGUCUUCGAGUUGUCCACUCGUUUCGCGGAGCCUUUCAAGUUGAAAGAUGGGCUUUCGGACGACGAAAGGCUGGAGACCAUGAAGCUCAUGUUCCUCGAGUUAACACAGAUUUGUCUGUGGGGUAACUCGACCGACCUAUCGCUGUUGAUCAACAUGACCGAAGAACAGAUCAAGGCGUUACAAUCCACAGGAGGCGAGCACCUUGCAGACACAGAGAAGAACAUUCUCGGCAACCACCUCCCGAAACUGUGGGACGCGGUUAAGGAUCUCCGGCACAAGACGGGAGCACGCAUCGAUUUCGUGCUCGAUAACGCCGGGUUUGAACUCUACUGUGACAUGGUCUAUGCCGACUUCUUAAUCCAGAGCGGCUUAGCUAAUCAAAUCCGCUUCCACGGCAAGCGCUUUGCGUGGUUCGUAUCGGACGUCACGAAGAAAGACUGGGAUUGGUUGCUUAACACCAUGUGCUAUGGGCAUCUUUUCCCAAAGGCCACCGAGCAAGAAAUGAGCUCCUUGCGGCGCCUUGGCCAGCGCUGGAAGCAGUACGAGAAAGAAGGGAAGUGGGUGUAUGAGCAACAUCCGUUCUGGUGCACAGGAUACACAUUCUGGGACCUCCAUUCGGAAUCGCCGGAUCUCUUCCUACACCUCUCACGUUCUGACCUCGUGUAUUUCAAGGGUGAUUUGAACCACCGCAAAUUGACAUACGAUUGCGCAGCUCCGGCGUCGACGCCGUUCGACAUCGCCAUCGGGCCGAUGGCGAGCUCGGCGGGUGCCCCAAAAAUAUGCUCCUUGCGAACCAUCAAGAGCGAUGUCGUCGUCGGCCUUGAAAGCGACGAAAUCGCUGAGCAUCUCGACAAGAACGAACCUGGUUGGAGGAUCAGUGGGAAAUACGCCGUUGUUCUGCUGUCGGAUGGUCGCCCUGGGGAGAAAGUGAAGUUCGCAUGAGGAGAAACUGGCAUGAAGGGAGAAAAAUUGAUGUUGUAAAUUGUCAUAUUGCUGGCCAUGGUCGAUCCGUCGUAAUUCCACAGUAGUAGGUUGGAGAUUUGAGCAUCAAUUCCG
Messenger RNA from Punctularia strigosozonata HHB-11173 SS5, 1593 nucleotides. Its product is annotated as DUF89-domain-containing protein. Gene Ontology annotation, biological process: DNA damage response. The record is from RefSeq and is a predicted model, not a curated record. Gene Ontology annotation, cellular component: cytoplasm; nucleus. The coding region runs from base 1 to 1479 and encodes 492 amino acids. NCBI's taxonomy places the organism in Eukaryota, Fungi, Basidiomycota, Agaricomycetes, Corticiales, Punctulariaceae. The transcript has 11 exons. Gene Ontology annotation, molecular function: phosphatase activity.